Staurois parvus is the source of this 1194-nucleotide messenger RNA. The record is from the annotation of a GenBank genome assembly. NCBI's taxonomy places the organism in Eukaryota, Metazoa, Chordata, Amphibia, Anura, Ranidae.
AUGGGUACAAGAAAAAUUGUUGUAUUGGCUGGAUAUGAGGCCGUGAAAGAUGCACUCGUCAAUUACGCUGAAGAGUUUGGAGGAAGAGGGAAAACUAGAAUAUUCCAAAAUAUGGACAAAGAUUUUGGACUUAUUCACUCACGUGGUGAAAACUGGAAGGUGAUGAGAAGAUUUACUCUGACCACCUUGCGUGAUUUCGGAAUGGGGAAAAGUUCUAUUGAAGAGAAGAUUAUUGAAGAAUGUUCUUACCUAAUUAAACGUUUUGAAUCGUUAAAAGGAAAACCAUUUAAUAAUACAAUGAUGGUAAAUGCUGCAGUGGCUAAUAUCAUAGUUUCAGUAUUACUUGGACAUCGAAUGGACUAUGAAGACCCUCAAUUUGAGAGGCUUAUGACUUUGACGAAUGAAAAUAUAAGGCUUUUAGGAAGUCGGAUGGUUGGGAUAUAUAAUAUUUUCCCUUUUUUGGGCUUUCUUCCCGGUAACCACAAAACUGUUGUGAAAAAUGUGGAGGAAAUUUUUGAAUUUGUUAGAAACACAUUUAUAAAACAUCUAAAGAACUUAGAUGAGAACGACCAGAGAAGCUUCAUUGACGCAUUUCUAGUGAGGCAAAAGGAGGUAAAUGAGGAUGGGAGCCCUCAUUCAUUCUUCCAUAAUGAAAAUCUAACAAGACUGGUAAGAAAUUUAUUUGUUGCGGGAAUGGAGACCACAUCAACUACGCUGCGCUGGGGUAUGCUGCUAAUGAUGAAAUACCCAGAGAUACAAGAAAAGGUGCAACAAGAGAUCUCCAAAGUUGUUGGGUUGGCACAACUCACCUACAGCCAUCGGGUGCAGAUGCCUUAUACGAAUGCUGUCAUACAUGAGAUCCAGAGGUUUGCUGACAUUGUGCCCCUCAAUGUGCCUCAUGAAACAACUAGAGAUGUCACUUUUAGGGGAUAUUUUAUCCCAAAGGAAACCUAUAUAAUCCCUUUAUUAUCAUCUGUAUUGCGGGACAAGACACAGUUUGAAAAGCCUGAUGAGUUCUACCCAAAUCAUUUUUUAGACUCCCGUGGGAAUUUUAUAAAAAAAGAUGCCUUUAUGCCAUUCUCUGCAGGACGUAGAGCCUGCGCUGGAGAAAAUUUGGCUAAAAUGGAGCUUUUCAUUUUUCUUUGCCGGUUUGCUGCAGAAGUUCACUUUUUGUUUUCCUCCUGGAGUCAGUGA